AUGGGGGUGUUGCUGUCAAGGUUUAGGAGAAAGCAGACCACAAUUGAAAUUUUGGAAGGCAUAGACAAGGAAAUCAGUCGACUCCAGAGGAACCGUAAAGUCAACCAAGAUCGGCAGAAACAUAUUGUGACAAGCCUGUUAAUUUAUUCAAUUGUUGUCUACGUGUUCGCAGCUGUCAUCUUCUUCUGCGUGUAUUUCCCAGACACAUGGCAGCUGAGGUUGCUUUACAGCUUACCACUGUUGGUGUUUCCAUUUCUCAUUUGGGGAAUCAAAAAAUUACUUCACUGGUACUUUGUGAAAAGAAUAUCAUCCAAUGAUUUAGCUCUGCAGCAACUGCGGGAGAGGAAGAAGCAGAUUCUGGAGGAUGUUGUUGAGACGGAGACAUACAAACGGGCCAGAGAGAUUCUGGAGAAAUUUGAUCCUGGGAGACUCCGGAAAUUGGAAAGAACUGUCAGAACAGCUGUGCCAGUUGCCAGAGCUGCUUCUUCAGUGACCCCCAGGAUGUCUAACCCAGCCACCCCCUCACCGACCCAAGUACUGCCACGACCCAGGCAACCAGUGACCCCAUUUCCUUCAACACCCACUUUCCGCCAGCCUCAGGUUCGGCCUCUGUUACAAUCACCACAGCCGAGAUCAACGGCCACACCCCGGCCACAAGCCACAGGAUUGCCACAGCCCAGAACUCCAUUCCCAUCACAGCCUGUCACCACUGGAGGCUACAGCGGUAAGAAUGGGCCAAACCCCAUCAUGCCCCCAGGCCUGCCAAUGCCCAGGACUGUGCUGCCCCGAGAACGAGGCACCAUGGACAAGUUGAUGGAUUAUCUGGUCGGAGAUGGGCCCGAGAACAGAUAUGCCCUCAUAUGUCAACACUGCUCCUCUCACAAUGGCAUGGCCUUGAAGGAGGAGUUUGAGUAUCUGAGCUUCCGAUGUUGCUACUGCUACAACUUAAACCCUGCCAAAAAGCAGCGUCCGCUGGCCCCAAGACUUGAGUUCUUUGCUCCAGGAAGCAGCAACAGGGGGCAGUUAUCGGGUAACUUGAGUAAGACACCCAGCAAUGAUGAAAGUGAUGAUGAGGAUGACGAUGAGGAGGAGGAGGAAGAUGGUGAUAGUGACCAGGGCUCGGCUGGGUGCGACACGUCUGCUGGUAUUUCACCUCUGCAAUCAGGAAAGUCUCCACCAAACUCGGCUUCUGCAGCCUCCAGCACCUCCUCAUGGUCCAGCAACCGGGCAGCAGUGACUACAAAACCUAAGGAAGUUCUGGAUUCAAAAUUGCAAGAGAGCAGAGGACCUGUAGUCAGCCAGGUCAAAGGUCCAGUGGCACUUCAGGCUGCAGGACCAGUAGCAAGUGUAGCCAAAGGCUCCUUGACAGUGGAAGUCAAAGGUCAAGUGGCAGCUCAAGUCACAGGUCAAGUGGCAGCUCAAGUCAAAGAUGCACUGGCUGGUCAGGGCAAAGGACAAGUACCAGAUGAGGGGAAAGUAGCAGUCAAGCCACUCAUUACCAGUAAGGUCACAGAGUCAAGGCUGUCAAGCUCAACAUCCCCAAGGUCAGAGGAAACAAAAAUUCCUGUUGUCAGUUCCAGGAGUCAGCAGAAGGAGCCACAGUUAGUGAGAACUGCAGGAGGUGUGCCUGCUACCCAAGCUGCAACAGUUACAGGAAAUGGCAUCGCUAAUGUAAGAAGUGAUUCUGUUGGCAAGUUAAAAGUAAUUUCGGACAACGAGGUAUUUAAAGAAGGACCACAUUCUCCAGAAUCUACACAGGGUAACCCUCAGCCAGCUGAUGUGCCAGACAGCAAGAAUUUCUCCCCUGCCAUCAGUUCUGCUGGAGCAAGGCAAGAAAUUCUGCCACACGAGGCAGUCGCCAGUUCUGUACCCCAAGAUGGCAACUCUGAUGGCGAUCAUGUCAGGUAA
Messenger RNA from Candidula unifasciata, 1908 nucleotides. The record is from the annotation of a GenBank genome assembly. Lineage: Eukaryota; Metazoa; Mollusca; Gastropoda; Stylommatophora; Geomitridae.